Messenger RNA from Ixodes scapularis (black-legged tick), 2900 nucleotides. It is a transcript of the gene TfIIB, whose product is annotated as transcription initiation factor IIB. The transcript is spliced from 9 exons. The coding region runs from base 202 to 1284 and encodes 360 amino acids. Gene Ontology annotation, molecular function: TBP-class protein binding; RNA polymerase II general transcription initiation factor activity. NCBI's taxonomy places the organism in Eukaryota, Metazoa, Arthropoda, Arachnida, Ixodida, Ixodidae. Gene Ontology annotation, biological process: transcription initiation at RNA polymerase II promoter; transcription preinitiation complex assembly. Gene Ontology annotation, cellular component: nucleus; transcription preinitiation complex. The record is from RefSeq and is a predicted model, not a curated record.
UGUAUGUUCGAAUUUGAGCUCGCAAGAGGCGGUGAAAUUGAUUGUUUUGAUAUCUAAUGCAGUCUGAAAUCAACCUUCCUGUAAAAUUUACAGCUUUUUUUGGCAGUUGCGUAGACGUAGUUUGACAGCGGUCCCAACGCUCGGGUGUUCUGUCCGGAUCAUCCCGAUGCGGCUUUGGUGGAGGACUACAGAGCUGGGGACAUGAUAUGUCCCCAGUGUGGUCUCGUCGUCGGAGACAGAAUCGUAGAUGUCGGCACAGAAUGGAGAGUGUUCCCCAACGAGAAAAGCAACAAUGACCCUGCCCGUGUGGGAGCGUCAGAGAACCCUCUGCUCAAUGGAAGUGACUUGGCCACCAUGAUCGGAAAGGGGACGGGAGAUGCCAGCUUUGAUGAGUCCGGCACAGCCAAGUAUCAGAAUAGGAAAACGAUGAGCAGUUCCGACAGAGCGCUUGUCAAUGCCUUCCGUGAGAUCAGCAACAUGGCGGACCGUAUCAACCUCACCAAGACGAUAGUUGACCGCUCCAACCUGCUGUUCAAGCAAGUACACGACGGAAAGACGCUGAAAGGCCGCAGUAACGACGCCAUUGCCUCCGCCUGCUUGUACAUCGCCUGCCGCCAAGAAGGGGUACCCAGGACGUUCAAAGGUGACUGCAUUUGCAACACAAAACACCCUGUGUUCCCCUCCAUUUCAGCUUCCUCAUUGUCCUUUUUGUCGGAUAUACGGUGCAGAAAUAUGCGCCGUGUCCAAGGUAUCCAAAAAGGAGAUCGGACGCUGCUUCAAGCUCAUUCUCAAGGCCCUCGAGACCAGCGUCGAUCUCAUCACGACGGGCGACUUCAUGUCUCGGUUUUGCUCCAAUCUGGGGCUGCCGUCGUCUGUUCAGAAAGCAGCAACGCACAUUGCUCGCAAGGCAGUCGAGUUGGACGUCGUCUCCGGGCGAAGCCCCAUCUCGGUGGCAGCCGCUGCUAUCUACAUGGCAUCGCAAGCAUCGGAGGACAAGAAGUCUCAGAAAGAGAUCGGGGACAUUGCCGGAGUGGCGGACGUCACCAUCCGGCAGUCGUACAAGCUCAUGUACCCACGCGCCGCCGAACUGUUCCCGGACGACUUCAAGUUCUUCACGCCCAUCGAGCAGCUGCCGCAGUCGUGAAAACGCCCCUCCCCACCUCCCUCCCCCCCUUCCUGUUUUUUACCACUCUGUCUGAGAGGCACACGGUUCGACUGGAUCAACAAUUAUGCGUUUUAAGGCCUAUGCAUGGAUGGUGUUCCAGAAAUUGCUGUUGCAGAUGAGAAAAAGGAAAAAGGAUGACCACCUUUUAAUUAAAAUGUGUGCCUCUACCAGCUGUGUUCAAGUUUGCAGCAUUGGUUCUGCAAUAGCGUUGCGUGCUGUGUUCUUUACCACGAGUGCUUAUCACCCUGCUCGGAGGACAGCGGGCGAGUUUGUAGGACAUGUCUGCUUCCAAGAAAGAUGUGUGCACAUAAAAUGUAAAAAAUGCCCUUGCCUCGAGCCAUAGAGGCGGCGACUUGCGUUACUGAAUAGCCACGUGUCUUCCGAACGCAGGACCCACUUGUCCUUUCUGCACAGCUUUUGCUACAUACUUUUUAUCUCUUGCAUUGGCACAGCAAGUAUUCCGUGCAUACUUCAAAACAAAUUGAUAAGUUGGAAGUGCCAACUGCAGAUUACCUUUCACGUGGAACCAAUAUGAACAGCCUGCCCUCUGACCGUGCGAUUUGUGCAACACCUUUUUGAAAUGCAUCGAAAAAAUCGGACAGAGACAGUUUCUAAAAAAAAAUUAAUCCUAAGCCAAACUGCAUGUUUUACUUUGUUGGAAAGCUUGCCAGUUUGUAGCCACUACCUCUUGAGUAGCUUGUUUUAUAACAGGAAACAUUAAUUUUGUUUUGUAUUUCGUUAGGAACUCUCAGCAGACAUUACUGUCAUGGGCGACUGUUCUAGUGUAAUGUCGGUACUUUUAAAGCAAUGGCUUUAUCUCUAGGUCCUACACAUAUCUUGCUUGCCCGUGUUGGUCGCACCAUAGCGAGGCAACGAGAGAGUUAGCGGUGGAGCGCAACUGUUGGUUUCGCAUCAUAGCACAUGCAGCCAGUGGUGUUGCGCCAUGCGGGCGUAAAAAGGAAAAGCAAUGUGCCCCCCACCCCCGCUACAUAGUAGGAACUGCAUAUAACCAUAAAAUUAAGAGCAGCCUCCCAUCCUACAAUAAGAGCCCAUCCCUCAAUUUUGUAACACUCCGACAAUACACAAAGGACAUAUAUUUACAUGUUGUUGACCUAAGAAGCGCCCUUCGCCCAGUUUUAUGCGACUAUCUCCAAACUUUGAGUGGGCUUGCUCAGGAUUUUACGAUAGUAUUAUUGCACCUUUGUUGCAUUUGACAUUAUGUCCAAGCCAGAUGAUUUUUUCGUGCUUAAACUGAGACGCCAUGGGCUUCUUUAAGAUGGGCAAACGACCCCCAGGAGAGAUAAACUGGUUGAUUGUUCAGUACACAGAAUGUGACAUGCCAACACAACAAAUUCAAGUAAUGGAAGUGUCCUCCUAUCGUAAAAUACCGGGCAAGCGCCCAUUCAAAAUUUAGAGAUAAUCGCGAAAAAAUGGGGCUGAUGGCCGCUUGUCCGGUCAUCAGUUUUACAUAUCAAUGUAAUGUGCAUAUUUUCUCAGAUUCUACAAAUUUGGGAAUGGGCGCUUAGUGCGGAAUGGGCAGAUGUGCAGUAUUUUAUGGUAUGCACUUCCUAUGCAGAAUGUCUGUGGUCUUUCGUCACUUCCAAUAUGGUGCAUUACUUCAGGAAUUUAAAAUGUGAGUGCUAGUCUGGGAAAUAAAGGAGAUGCUUCGGUGUCUGCAUGUGAAAAGAUGUAUGAAUUCCACCUCUGGAGAACAAUAAAAAAAUUGUGUGACAAA